Messenger RNA from Mesocricetus auratus (golden hamster), 422 nucleotides. RefSeq names its product bolA-like protein 3. The record is from RefSeq and is a predicted model, not a curated record. Lineage: Eukaryota; Metazoa; Chordata; Mammalia; Rodentia; Cricetidae. Bases 3 to 272 code for a protein of 89 amino acids. The transcript has a single exon.
GCAUGGCUGCAUGGGGCCCGGCGUCCACUGUGCCUCUGCUCCUUGGGAGCCACGGGCUUCCUCUGCUGCAAUGUGUACAUCGGAUGUUUGCCUCCCAGACUGAGGGGGAGCUCAGAGUGACGCAGGUUCUCAAAGAGAAGUUUCCGAGAGCCACAGCUAUCAAAGUCACCGACAUCUCAGGCACUGAAAGAGGAGAUCAAGGGUAUGCACGGCCUUCGGAUAUUUACCUCUGUCCCCAAGUCCUGACGGCAUCCCGGCUAUGUGACUGCUGAUGCUCGAAACCUUGAGUGUACUUCACCACAGCAAUCUUCAGAAAAAUCCCUGCCAAAAAAUAUAUCUAUUUUGUUCAUAGACAUUUAUGUAUUAUAAUAUAGGAGCUAUGUUAUCUACUUAGAGUUAAUUAAAUACCACAGAUAUCCACC